GUGCGAGGUAAAGGUUGAUGUUGUGGGCAAAGCCGGGGCGCUCCUCCGCUCGUCGUUUUAGCAGUACCACCAGCAGCUAGUUUAGUACUGGCUGAACGCGCGUUCGGAACACACUCACACUCACCCACCUACCUACCACAUUCUCAUUACAUACGUUGUUCAUCGUUUUUUUUUGUUUUUGUUUUGUUUUCUGAAACGCUCGACCUCUCACCGCGUUACUGUUGCACGGAUUGGACUAAUUACUAGAUAGACCGUGGCCCGUCGUCAUCCAUCCAAGUGCGCGCAAUGGGGAAUAAACUGUGCAAGAAGAGGGUCGAUCACGUCGACAGCAGCAGUCCCAAGCCCAAAACACCGACGCCCUUCAAUAGGAUUAUAAACAAAUUCAGCUUGAAGCCGAAAUGGAAGUCGGCGGACAAUUUGGAAGAGAAACAGGUCCAAAGUUACGAUGUGAACGCGAUGAACGAAAAGAACGAGAAUCCUGGAAGGCCACCACGUCCCCUCUCCAGAUCGACCACAUGGACGGAAGUCGAGCUGGAGGUGCCGGAGAAGAAGAAAGAGAGCAUCUUCAACGAGAAUUCCACUCCGAUUCCACCGCCGAGGAAACACAAGAAGGGAAUCCGCGAGAAGUUGGAGUCGGUGGCGAAGAGCAGUCUUCAGGCAUUCCAGAACAAGAAGCCGGUGGAAGAGCCGCUCUGCGUCAAGAAGAUUAUCAACUACACGUGUCCGUGCGGCGAUCCCAAUCACAAGAAGAACCAUAAACACGAGGACGUGAACAAGGAUGUCGCAGGUCUUAAGGAGCAGGCGAGGAAGAGAAAAACGCCUUCCGUUGCCUCCUUACCCAACUACAACGAGUUCAAGCUGAGCAUCGCCGGUGAAACCAACGUGGAUUCGGAUAGACACAGCUCGGCGCAAUCUCUGCCCGACGACUCGAAGAAGUCCUCGACGAAAUCCUCAGCGGAUAAGUUGGACAACUACUUGACCAGAGCCAGGAGUUUCGGGUCUCUGCUUCCGCAGAUGCUCCUUCAUAAGUUGAGCACGGCGAAAGCUCCGUUGGCCGAAAUCGAGAGCGACGAUUCUCUGAACGGUCUCGACGAUUGGGGCCUGAACAUGAUCGAGCAUUACAAACCGAAAGACUCGAGCUUACCGCGACCUCGUCGAAACGACGUCGACAAUCUCGCCGAUUUGGAGAGCAUGAUCGUCGCGACGGACGACGAAACCACCCCGAUCGCCCCAACCAGAAGAUCCGAGUCUCUGCUGAAGAGGAUCAACAGGGAAGGCAACGAGAGCGCCAAGCAAAGAACUAAUGGUCACCUGGAAGGAUCCAUCGAGAGAUCUCUCAGCGUGACGCCACCUCCUUCACCUGAUGAAAGGGACUCAAGGAAACCCAGAAUACCAGCAGAUCAGCUUCCUUUAAUCGAAAACGGCGUCGUCGAACACUCCAACCUCAUGAAGAUCCUCGAGGAAUGCAGCGAAAAAAACCAGAACAACAAUAACAACAACACAACAACAAUAAGCACGCAGCCUAUAAACGACUUUCUGAACGCCGAAAGAGCCGACUACAAUUUCAACAAAAUCUCACAGCAGAACGCGAUCGUCACCUGAAAUCAUCUACAACCUUUUGCACAAUCAACACAAAGUCUCCUUUUUUUUUUUCCUAACAUGAAAAGCAAUCAAAAUUUACAAUGUGAUACAACUUAAUUGCAUGAAACAAAGCUAAUGUAAAUGCAAUUUACAUGUUA
Messenger RNA from Nicrophorus vespilloides, 1739 nucleotides. RefSeq lists its product as uncharacterized. The record is from RefSeq and is a predicted model, not a curated record. The coding region runs from base 286 to 1602 and encodes 438 amino acids. NCBI's taxonomy places the organism in Eukaryota, Metazoa, Arthropoda, Insecta, Coleoptera, Silphidae. The transcript is spliced from 3 exons.